This is a messenger RNA of Lynx canadensis (Canada lynx), 373 nucleotides long. RefSeq names its product SEC61 translocon subunit gamma (gene SEC61G). Gene Ontology annotation, molecular function: transmembrane protein transporter activity. The transcript has 4 exons. Gene Ontology annotation, biological process: protein targeting; post-translational protein targeting to membrane, translocation. NCBI's taxonomy places the organism in Eukaryota, Metazoa, Chordata, Mammalia, Carnivora, Felidae. The record is from RefSeq and is a predicted model, not a curated record. Bases 82 to 288 code for a protein of 68 amino acids. Gene Ontology annotation, cellular component: Ssh1 translocon complex; membrane.
GUUUCCGGUUCCGGCCGUCCUUGGUCAGUCCGCUUUUGUGCUACGUGUCGCUGGCGUCUGAAAGUUUGCCGGGCAGGCAUCAUGGAUCAGGUAAUGCAGUUUGUUGAGCCGAGUCGGCAGUUUGUGAAGGACUCAAUUCGGCUGGUCAAAAGGUGCACUAAACCUGAUAGAAAAGAAUUCCAGAAGAUUGCCAUGGCAACAGCAAUAGGAUUUGCUAUAAUGGGAUUCAUUGGCUUUUUUGUGAAAUUGAUCCAUAUCCCUAUUAAUAACAUCAUUGUUGGUGGCUGAAUACCUUUUUAGAAGAGUUUUUCAUCUUGGGGAUUGGUGAAUAAGUGAGGAUUUGAGAAGCUCAUGGAGUAAAAAUCUGUCUAUA